AUGCAGCUUUCCAACAUUUUCGCUAUCUUGGCCAUUGCCAUUUCGGUCAACGCCCAAGCCGGCAACACCUAUGACAGCGACUCUCUAGUUGCUCGAUCGGACCCCCGAUUGAGCCCUGGUUCGUCGGGGGUCGUAACUGGCGGCAAAGGCCCCCAGCGUGGCGCCCAGCGUUCCCAGCGUAUCGCCCAACAUGCCGCUUCCCACAAGGCCUGCCACCGACGGGGUGGUAGAUUGGUUGCUCGCGCAGACUCAGAUACUGGUUCGUCUUGUGUCACUACUGUCGAUGACGACGACUCCUCCGUACAGGGUCAAGAUAUCGGCGGCGGUGGUUAUGACUCUGAUGGCUCCGUUAACAACUAUUGA
Pyricularia grisea is the source of this 363-nucleotide messenger RNA. RefSeq lists its product as uncharacterized. NCBI's taxonomy places the organism in Eukaryota, Fungi, Ascomycota, Sordariomycetes, Magnaporthales, Pyriculariaceae. The record is from RefSeq and is a predicted model, not a curated record. Bases 1 to 363 code for a protein of 120 amino acids. The transcript has a single exon.